AUUACAGAUAAGAUAAAUAGAUAAUGUAAGGAAUAUGUUUGCCAAAAAAAAUAAAAUAAAGAAAAAUACCGGGAAUAUCCUGCUGAUGAUUCGAGAAAUCCAAGCUCAAAAGCUAUGGAGUUCCUGUGACUCUCCUACUUAUUUGCAAGUCCUCUCAAACACUCUUCCCCCUCGACUUUAAAAUCCAGAAGUAAUCUCUCUCCUCAUCUUUGAGAAUACACGAUUCAAUUUGCUUUGAUUUAAUCUCCCGUACCAGGUGUUUUGCAGAUUAAUCCUUUGGGAAAACCCAUUUGUCAGCAUGGCUCAUCUACUUUCAACUUCUUGCUCCAUGAAGGUAUCUCCGAGUGAGAAACUUUCCUCCAAAUGUUGGAACAUAGGGUCGACAAAAUAUCCCAUGUCAUUUACUCAACAAACUUCGAAGUCAGCAUUUAAAAGCCUUGUUCACCAAAGAAAUAAUACGCAGAAAUUAACUGUUGUUCGUGCAACAACUGUACCUCUAAACCAGGAAACUAAAGCUGAAUCUGGCACUAGUUCCUUCGAGAACAAUGGCAAUACAUCUGGUCGCAAGCGAGUUAUGGUUAUUGGUGGAGAUGGAUACUGUGGUUGGGCAACAGCCCUUCACCUAUCCAAAAAAAACUACGAUGUUUGCAUUGUUGACAACCUUGUUCGUCGGCUCUUUGACCAUCAACUUGGUCUUGAUUCAUUGACUCCUAUUGCUUCCAUUCAAAACCGCAUUCGCCGCUGGCAGGAUUUGACGGGUAAAACAAUCGAUCUUCACGUUGGUGAUAUCUGUGACUUUGAGUUCUUAGCGGAAACCUUCAAGUCAUUUGAGCCUGAUACUGUUGUCCACUUUGGAGAACAACGGUCGGCCCCAUAUUCCAUGAUUGACCGUUCAAGAGCUGUAUACACUCAGCAGAAUAAUGUAAUUGGGACUAUCAAUGUUCUAUUUGCCAUAAAGGAGUUCAGCGAAGAAUGCCAUCUUGUAAAGCUUGGAACUAUGGGAGAAUAUGGAACUCCAAAUAUUGAUAUUGAAGAAGGUUUUAUAACUAUCACUCAUAACGGUAGGACAGACACUUUGCCUUACCCCAAGCAGGCUAGCUCCUUCUAUCAUUUAAGCAAGGUUCAUGAUUCGCAUAAUAUAGCCUUUACAUGCAAGGCUUGGGGGAUUCGAGCAACUGAUUUGAAUCAAGGUGUGGUAUAUGGUGUAAUGACAGAAGAAACUGCAAUGCAUGAAGAAUUAUGUAACAGAUUUGACUAUGAUGCUGUUUUUGGGACUGCACUAAAUCGGUUUUGUGUUCAGGCUGCUGUCGGUCAUCCACUUACUGUCUAUGGAAAAGGGGGUCAGACGAGGGGAUAUCUUGAUAUAAGAGACACCGUGCAGUGUGUAGAGUUGGCCAUUGCAAACCCUGCAAAACUUGGUGAAUUCAGAGUCUUCAAUCAAUUCACAGAGCAGUAUUCAGUAAGAGAUCUUGCUGCACUCGUAACAAAAGCAGGAGAAAAACUUGGAUUGAAUGUUGAAACCAUCUCGGUGCCUAAUCCAAGGGUUGAGGCAGAGGAGCAUUACUACAAUGCUAAGCAUACUAAACUCGCCGAGUUAGGUCUCAAACCGCACCUUCUAUCAGACUCUCUCUUGGAUUCUGUACUGAAUUUUGCAGUUCAAUACAAAGAUCGUGUUGACACGAAACAAAUUAUGCCAAGUGUUUCCUGGAAAAAGAUUGGGGUCAAGCCACAAACACUUCGAGCUUAAUUCAAGAGAGAUGCAGACCUUUCGUUUGUUACAUUUUUUUCUUCUUAUCGUUGUAUUAUGUAACGGUUAAAUUACUGAUACAGUAGAGAUGUUAGGCAGCUGUAGAUGUGGAGUUUAUGUUGCCAAUAAAUAGAGCAUAUUUGCAGUUUUAGGGUUUAUGGGCAGUUGUACCAUUGUAAAACUAUCAUAGAAGUGAGUGUGCUUGUGCCUUUGCAGCAA
Spinacia oleracea (spinach) is the source of this 1966-nucleotide messenger RNA. Lineage: Eukaryota; Viridiplantae; Streptophyta; Magnoliopsida; Caryophyllales; Amaranthaceae. The record is from RefSeq and is a predicted model, not a curated record.